This is a messenger RNA of Agrilus planipennis (emerald ash borer), 1827 nucleotides long. It is a transcript of the gene par-6, whose product is annotated as partitioning defective 6 homolog beta. The coding region runs from base 189 to 1130 and encodes 313 amino acids. Gene Ontology annotation, molecular function: protein binding. The transcript is spliced from 4 exons. Gene Ontology annotation, biological process: centrosome cycle. The record is from RefSeq and is a predicted model, not a curated record. Lineage: Eukaryota; Metazoa; Arthropoda; Insecta; Coleoptera; Buprestidae.
UCAUCAUACGGUCGGUGACAGACUCGGUGACUAUCGUCAAAAGAAUGAGGUAAAAACAACGUAAAUAAAUUAUAUUUCAGACUUGUGUUUAAGUUUUUCUUUGUUUGUUGCUAUUUGUCCAGUAUUAUUAAUGUUUAAAAGUGUGUUACGUUAAAAAUAUUGUGGCAUUUUUAUGAAGUUUUUCAAAAAUGUCCAAAAACAAAAUCAUCAGAAACUCGGUGGUUGACAGUACAAUAGUGGAAGUCAAAAGCAAAUUUGAUGCUGAAUUCCGGCGUUUUUCCAUUGAGCGAGAUCAUCAGGCAAAAUUUGAAGACUUUCAUGCCCUUCUUGAGCGCCUACAUAGACUGAAAGAUAUAGCUUUCUUGGUGUCAUAUAUUGACCCAAGUGAUCAAGAUCUGCUUCCAAUAAAUAAUGAUGAUAACUUACGAAGAGCUUUAUUUAAUGCCAAACCACUUCUUAGAGUUAUUAUACAAAGAAAAGGAGAAAGUUUGGAAGAACACAAUGGCUAUGGAACUAUGAAACCGCGAAAUUUAAUAUCAAGUAUAUUAGGUGGAACUCCAGGAAGAACAAAAGUAUUACCGAUUUCGAACCCGCAUGACUUUCGCCAGGUGUCGGCUAUCAUAGAUGUUGACAUUGUUCCUGAAACAUGCAGACGUGUUAGACUGUUAAAACAUGGCUCAGACAAACCUCUAGGCUUUUACAUAAGGGAUGGCACCAGUGUGCGAGUAACACCUAAUGGUUUGGAAAAAAUACCUGGAAUUUUUAUAUCGCGUCUUGUGCCAGGCGGCCUUGCUGAAUCGACUGGUCUUCUGGCAGUAAACGACGAAGUCUUGGAAGUGAAUGGUAUUGAAGUAAGUGGCAAAACCCUGGAUCAAGUAACCGAUAUGAUGGUGGCAAAUAGUUCUAAUUUGAUAAUUACCGUCAAACCGGCCAAUCAACGAACGGUGGCUCCGGUGAGGCGAGGCAGUUUUAGUCGCAACUCUCAAUUAUCGAGUGGUUCACAACAGUCAGUUGGAACGGCAGCUUCCGAUCCCGAUGAUAGAUUUGAUCAAGACGAAAUUGUUGAUUUAACGGGGAUCACGCUGGAAGACAGCAGUAUAUCAAAAGAAGACGGUGUGCUGCAUCUGUAACCAUCACUUAAAUGUUACGGUGAUUGUUUUUUGUUUUCUUUUGUCGUCAAAAUAUUAAUCAUAGAGAUCUAAGAAGGCGGCGUUAUUAUGUUUAGAAAGAGAAUGAAUUGAUGGUCUUCGUUUAAUUACUGUGGUAACUGCUGUUUAUCCAGAGAAUGACGGGAUCCAGUUCAUUUUUGCUUUUUCUUUCUAAGGUGACAUUGCUUUUUCAGCUCGAUUACUUGCUCCUUUCUUAUAUUUCCAUGAUAUUAAUUUUUUUUUGUCGAGUGUGGCUCGUAAUAUAAAUAAGGGCGUAAUAUCAUCUGAUUUUCAUAAUUAUUACCUAAAAAGGAACUGAAACCAUUAAUCAUUACGUUUUAUAUCGUAGCUCGUGUUUCUUACUAUAUAAUGAUUAUGAUUUUAUAUAAAGUGUUCUAUUUUGUAUACAGUCUCAUACUUAAAUAUGGCUUUAAAACUUCCAAAAGUUUACUACUGUUUCCUAGAAUAGUGAAAACAUUCCUUAUUCAUCAUUUUUUCCGUAAAUGCUCAAAAUUUACUAAGUGGUUGCUAUACCGCUAUGUAAAAUGGAAAUAAUUCGUUGAACUCUUUCCUUUAAUUGUUUGCUAGUAAUUUUAAACUUAUUUACAUUUUUUUGCCAUUUAGCAUCACGGUAGCUGUUAAGCAAAAUAACUGCUGGUGUUUUUAUUUUAUCAUUUUU